CACACACACACAUUAACAUGUUUAUGCGUUUUGUAUAAUUUCGACACUGUACAUGGCUAAGUGUGAUCGGUAGUUAGAUUUAUCGAUUAUCUCGAUCCAGCGAAAUUUUGCAUGUGUAAAGCAAUGUUCUUAUACUUUGUAGGAUUAUAGAUGAGAGUAUUUGCUUUAAAAAGACAUGAAAGCGAAGACAUUUCUGCAUGCAAGCUUUACUGGUUCGUAAUUUCGUAUAACGAUUUCUUUUUACGGUGUCGCUUUUAUCUAGGUGUACAAUUCAUUGGAUACUGUCGGGGUGCGUACCGAUCAGCCGAAUCUCCUCGUUAAUUGUAAAAUUAGAGCUUGGAGAGUUUUAUUUUGCCACGCUCCCAUUGAUUUUCUUUUCUUUUAGUGUCGGAAAAGUAGUAUCAGAGUAUCACAGAUUCAGAAAGACAAUGCUAUAUCAGUUGUAUCAAGACCGGUACAAUGUCAGUGAGCUCAAUUUUCCGAUGGUAUAUAGCUACAGCUGUAUGAAAAUGUUUUCUCUCUGGUAGUUAAAAGUAUACGCUUCGUGUUCUGUGAAAUGUUUUGCAAUUUUCGAAUCACGACUAUCACUCAUACGAAAUUGCUCUACCGAAAUUAUGUUUGAUUCCCGCAUUUCUGAACUAGCAUGCAUGUUUGUUACCUUGUAACAUUCGACAGUGAAUUAUAAAGAUUCGCGGUUAAGAGAACGCGUGCACGAGUGCUGCGAUUUACAAGACAAUUAAUUUAUCAAUGUUAAUAGUCUGGCGGCGAGGGUGGCUACGGUGAUCUGGACAUGCGUAGGGGAAGAAGUCCGCCGUAUAAUUCUAUGCAGGACGGAUCGUUGCCAGGCGGCGGCAGUGGCAGCGGUGGUAUCGGUGGCACAAAGCCUAACGAGAAGGCGUUGCUCGCCAGAAUUUGGGGCGAUUUCGAUACCAAAUAUAUGAAGCCCUUGUUAACGCACUCUAGGCCUACGUUAUUGGAAACGUUGCCGGUCUGUUGUAGUCCGCUAGCGAGAAUCCUCACGACCACGCAACAGAUGACGCAGGAUGAGGUUGCAAGAAAAGUCGAUUCGGAUUCGGACUUCUGCUUGGAAGAUCGCGAGAUGGAGCGACGCAGGACCAGUGUUCAGCCGUUGGGGACCGUGAUGAUGAUGGGAGAAGUUAGUCCGGGACCACUACCGCUGCACACACGAGUCGCCCUGCCUGGUCUGGUCGGUAGACACUUGUAAAAUCUUUCUAUAUAGCCGAUUGACCGUUUCGUUUUCACCUCGCUCGCUCACCCUCGAUUCCUGUCCGGUUGUUAGUUCAAAAUCGGUCGCAUAGUGAUUUUAGAUUGUACAUAUCUAUCGUUUAUCACCAUUGUAAAUUAAUAAUAUUCUAAAUUAUUUCAGAAAUUUUUCACAUAGUCAACGGAUUAUCAAAGACCGUAUUAAUUGCAAAAAUCAGGAUCAACUGAUAAUAUCUGAUAUCAUAACGUGCUGCCGAUUUUGAUGACGAGUCUUUUUAAGCGAUUGUACAUCGCAACCGACGCCGGAAACUCGCGACAUGGUACUCUAAGAAUCUCAAUCUUGUUUAUUGUUGUAGGGCUUUUGAGAAACCGGUGCUUCCUAUGCAAUUUUUAAUAGAUAUAAAACAAAGAAGACGAAGAAUACAUUUAGUCGGGACAGAUUUACACAUUUAUCGGUUUCGCUAGGUUUAUAUAAUAUAUAUACAUAUAUAAUUAUAUAAUAAUUAUAGUAUUCUCAAUGUGAUGAAAGUCAUGAUAUGUACAGAGUGAGUCGCACGAUCUGUUAUACCUUGAUAUCUUAUUAUAUUAUAAUAGUGAUUAUUGUUAUAUAAUUAUUCGAAACAUCUGCCAGAUUCUUAGCGGUGGCUUAAUGGAAAAUGCAUUAUUUACUCGCCAAUUGUAUGAUUAUAUUAAAAAAAUAUAUAUAUAUCUUUGUUUUUCUUACGUAAUAUAGUAUCUAAUAUGUAAAUAAUAUAUUUUUUUACCAUUAAACGCCACCAUUAAAAAUUUGUUAGAAGUUUAAAGUAGUGAGAUAUUAACUUGUUACAGAUUGUGUGCUACUUACAUAGAGUAAUUACGAAAUGCGAAAAUUGUAUCUAAUAUGUUGGCGAAAUAAUGAUUAUUAGCACAAGAAUCGAUAUGUAUUUAAUAGACAUGCGUAUGAUGAAACCGAAUCAGUUUAGAAUUAGUCAGAGGCACGCAGUAAGAUUUAUAUAUCGACUUGGCAUCUGGGACAGAUUAAUAUAAAUUGAUUUAUGUAUCGCGUCGCGCGAAUCUAUUGUAUUUGAAGGUAUUCCGCCUUUGAUUUGACGGCGCAUAAAGCCGUACUGCGUAAUCGAAUCUUUCUUGUGAAAUUACUUAAUUUAGAUAUUUACAGCAGUCGGCGAAUUGACUUUGCCGUUAUGUACAAAACUUAGCUACUACUUACACGAAGUGCGGGGCACUCCGUAUUAUUGUUUACAUUGUAACAGUUGUAAGACUCCUGUUGCCUCGCUGCAAUCAUAUGAAAUUGUCACGCCAAAGGCGAGAAAUCGUAUGAAUUCCUUCAUCACCGAAAACUGUUGUCUGCUUCAGAAAUUUAUAUAUGAUUUUCCUUUUUAAUAAUUUCCAUAAUUUUUAAAUGUUACAAUAUAUAAAAAUUACGUAUUACAAUACCUAUGUAAUUGUCAUGAUUUUUUAAUAGUAGCAACAGAAGGCGACCGCAAGCUUUAUUUACGUAAAUCUUACAUGUAAAAUUACAACGCGACAACGUACAAGACGGAUUUAAGAGGAUUUUUCAAUUUUUGACUUGUACUUUCGAGGAGGGAAUAUAUUUAUCGGCUUUCGCGCGCUGGUAUUGUUACGCGAAUUCUUCGGUCGUGGUAGAAGUAAAGUUAAAUCUGCGCUCCUCCCCAAAAAACUUGUACCAGUUAUAAGUUAUAAUUCUUAAAUAAGAAUACGAAUAUGGCGCGAAGAUGCGGGAGGACUUUUAAUUUAGUCGUUGGCUGUGAAGAUUUAAUAAAACUGUUUUGCAGACGUAGGGUGUAGAUAUUAGGAGGGUGAAUCCUUAGUUCGGGAGGAUCUUUAAAUAGCAUUGUAUUUAUCAAACGUGUGCUAAUUUGCAAGUUGAUUCCUUGAAAUAGGCAUGGUAUUCGCGAAGAGAACUGUUCUAAGACAAGAGUUGUAAUGAUCUUGCGUUAUAGCGAGCGAAAUUGCAAUGUAAGAACGAACGUAUUGUACUCCUCUGUAUAGAUAUUCGUGUUCGUGAAUCCGAUGUAUAAUGUGUAAUCGUAACGUAUACAUGCAAUGAAUAUAACAACGUUGUGAUACCAUGUACCACACUUUGCAAUGUUUAAUAAAGUAUUUGUAAAAAUAUA
Messenger RNA from Temnothorax curvispinosus, 3359 nucleotides. Its product is annotated as sodium/hydrogen exchanger 6-like. The transcript is spliced from 4 exons. NCBI's taxonomy places the organism in Eukaryota, Metazoa, Arthropoda, Insecta, Hymenoptera, Formicidae. The record is from RefSeq and is a predicted model, not a curated record. Gene Ontology annotation, molecular function: sodium:proton antiporter activity. Gene Ontology annotation, cellular component: membrane. Bases 791 to 1225 code for a protein of 144 amino acids. Gene Ontology annotation, biological process: regulation of pH; sodium ion transport.